Octodon degus (degu) is the source of this 523-nucleotide messenger RNA. It is a transcript of the gene Spata33, whose product is annotated as spermatogenesis associated 33. Gene Ontology annotation, cellular component: cytoplasm; nucleus. The transcript has 3 exons. The record is from RefSeq and is a predicted model, not a curated record. Lineage: Eukaryota; Metazoa; Chordata; Mammalia; Rodentia; Octodontidae. The coding region runs from base 78 to 515 and encodes 145 amino acids.
GUUGGGAAGUGGCGGGGUUUGUGAGUUCACCCGGUGGGCGCUGGCUGCGGAGGUUGGGGUCGGCCGUGGCCCGCGGGAUGGUGGGCUCCCCUAUGGGACUUUCCAAAAGCAAGGCCGAGUACAGGAAAGGUGAGGAGCAGAAGAAGGGUUCUUCCCACUGUUUUGAAAAAAAGCCUAAGGACAAAAUGAUGGAGAAGGGGUCCCGGGAACCCAAACAAGCAGACGGGGAGGCCGGAAAGCCCGCGGACAGCCCUCUGGCGACGGUGGCAGCCGCGCACAAACCGCCGAGCCUUUCCUGGGAAGAGAAACUCAACGCGAAGCAGAAGUCAAGCAAGAAGAAAAUGGUCAUUCCACAGAUCAUCAUCACUCGGGCCUCCACCGAGAGCCUGAGCAGCUACAGUUCUCUGGGGAGCGAGGAACAGAGGACCAUUCAGGAGCAGGCCGACUGGGGCCCCUACUCUCGACACAGGAACCCCAGCACUGCUGCCGCCUUUAGCCCCCAGAUCAAGGAAUAAAUGCACCA